This is a messenger RNA of Moneuplotes crassus, 1217 nucleotides long. NCBI's taxonomy places the organism in Eukaryota, Ciliophora, Spirotrichea, Euplotida, Euplotidae. The record is from the annotation of a GenBank genome assembly.
UGGAUAGUUACGAAGAAAUGGAUUUUGAGGAUUUCAAAGAAGAGCAGAAAUCAGAACUUGUUGAAAAGCAAGCCCCUGAGGUGAAGGAAACAGAAAUCAAACUUCCCAUUAGGCGAGGCCAGAGGUUCCCAAAGAAAUCAAGAGAGGAGUUUAAGGCUGCUUCCAGACUGCACAGUACUCUUUAAUGUUAAUAUCAUCUAUAGAAACCGGAGUUGAUAAGAAUUAUAAGCCAAAGCAUGCUUAUUUGAACCAAAGACUGAAAGAGUCCUUUAUAAACUACAUUCUCCUCGAAGACUCCCAGAAGACCGAUUAUAGAGGCUUCAUUAGCCCAGAUCAACGCAGAGAUUUUGAUAUUAGAGAGGAAAAGCUCGAGCUUGAGGUACUUGAAACUAUCGAGGAAUAUGCUCAAGAUGGAAAAGAUGCCGAAGGCUAUCAAAAAGCAUGUGCGAUAGCACUGAAGUUUAUCGAAGAUCACACAGACUUGAGCAACUAUCAGUUUCAUGUCGACUACCCUGAAGUUGAAGGCACUGAGAAGGAGAAAGACGAUGAAAGGAUAUUAAAUAAAAUCAAAGUAAAAGAAGCAAUGAAAUACGCUUACUCUUUUAAUGCCUACUUCUACCUGGGCCUCAGCCAGUAUGAAUUGGAAAAAUACCUAGAAGCCUCUGCUAGCUUCGAAGCUGCUUCUCGGUUCACCCCACACAACUCGGAGGUGUAUUAUUAUAAAGCCAUGAGCUAUCUUAAAGGUGGGAAAUACGAUGACUGAAAGAUUGCUUUUAGAAGGUGCUUAAAAUAUGACAAGUCAAACAUCGGCGCUGCUAGCAACCUUUCUUAUGCCUAUAAUAUCUCUGGAUUUUAUGAUUCGGCCAUUAAAGUCUGUGAAGAUCAUAUCAACAAUGUCGACCAAAAUGCCCCAGAAUUUUAUAUGUAUCUUCGAAAUUGGACUUAUGCAUUAAUCAAGGAGAAGUUCUUCGUCGAUGCAAUUGUAAAUAUCAGGAAAGCCAUCGAGAUCAACCCCCGAGAUCCUGAAAACUGGGUCAUGUGGGGCACUGUCCAGAAAAUAAACGGUGAUUUUUCAAGUGCCAAGAACAAAUUUGAAAUUGCACUGAAGAUUGAGCCAAACCACUGUUUGGCCACUCAAGAGCUGUACAACAAAGGACUGGAUGUUUUCAUCUCUAAUAUCAGUGAAGUUUAGUCAUAAUUUUUUAAGAAAUUUAUAU